Molecule: messenger RNA, 580 nt
Organism: Amphimedon queenslandica
Lineage: Eukaryota; Metazoa; Porifera; Demospongiae; Haplosclerida; Niphatidae
Exons: 4
Coding region: 98-580 (160 amino acids)
Biological process (GO): signal transduction
Molecular function (GO): protein binding
Source: RefSeq, a predicted model, not a curated record
GUAGUGUCUAUCUGCUCACAUUAGAAGUUGUUGACAGUGUUCAGUAACAGAGCUUCAUUCUAAACCUUUUUGACUGUUCUCUUUACAACUGAAUAACAUGUCAGAAAUACUGGACAUUGCAGAGUUCACCAAUGUGAUACACUGGUUAGAGAAGGCAGCAUUUAACAAAACUAGAUGGCGGGAAUUAGGAGACAAACUUGGACUGAGUGACAAUACACUGGCUGCAAUCGACGCAAAUCAAAGAGGUGAUGUUAACAGUUGUUUUAGGCAAUGUCUUGUAAAGUGGCUGAACAGAGCUGAUGGUGUUGAUGAUGUUGGUAAACCAUCUUUGAAUACACUGGCUGAUGCUCUUGACAAAAUGAAUGAGUGUAAAGCUCAAGCUGACUAUAUAAGACUAUUAGCACUAAAACAAAAAGGAGAUUUAUCAGAAGGAGAUUCAUCAGAAGGAAAGGAACCAGCUAAAAGGCAAAAAAUAGACUCUACAACAAGUGGCACUGGAAACAAAGGUAAUGUUAAUAUUAUUAUAACAUAUUUGAUUGCUGAUAAUUUCAUAAAUUUAAUGAAUUUUUUUCAUGACUGA